Messenger RNA from Loa loa (African eye worm), 264 nucleotides. RefSeq names its product SpZ12-1. The transcript has a single exon. Bases 1 to 264 code for a protein of 87 amino acids. The record is from RefSeq and is a predicted model, not a curated record. NCBI's taxonomy places the organism in Eukaryota, Metazoa, Nematoda, Chromadorea, Rhabditida, Onchocercidae.
AUGAGAAGCCGUUCAAAUGCGAUAUAUGCGAAAAAAAAUUCGCUCGAAAAGGGGGAUCUGGUUGUGCAUAUGAGGGCUCAUAUCGAUGCGAGGCCGUUCUCUUGUUUACAUUGCAACAUGAGAUUCAACAGGAAAGAUGUGAUGAGAGCACAUAUGAAGAUUCAUCUCCUUAAUAGGCCCACAUUCAACUGCACUGUAUGCGAUAAAGUUUACCUGUUGGAAUCCACUUUGAAAUCACAUUUGAAGAAUCACGUGAUGAACUGA